This is a messenger RNA of Leptosomus discolor (cuckoo roller), 768 nucleotides long. NCBI's taxonomy places the organism in Eukaryota, Metazoa, Chordata, Aves, Leptosomiformes, Leptosomidae. The record is from RefSeq and is a predicted model, not a curated record.
GAGGUGCUACGGCAGCGGGAGUCCAAGUGGCUGGAUAUGCUCAACAACUGGGACAAGUGGAUGGCCAAAAAACACAAGAAGAUCCGGCUGCGGUGCCAGAAGGGGAUCCCGCCCUCGCUGCGGGGCCGUGCCUGGCAGUACCUCUCCGGGAGCAAGGUGAAGUUGGAGCAGAACAUCGGCAAGUUUGACGUGAGUGCCGCCGGGGACCUCGUUGCGCGGCCGGGGAGGGGGCAGCAGGACCUGUUUCGGGUGCUGAAGGCAUACACUCUGUACCGCCCAGAGGAGGGCUACUGCCAGGCCCAGGCCCCCAUCGCCGCUGUCCUGCUCAUGCACAUGCCAGCUGAGCAAGCGUUCUGGUGCCUGGUGCAGAUCUGCGAGAAGUACCUCCCCGGCUACUACAGCGAGAAGCUGGAGGCCAUUCAGCUGGACGGGCAGAUCCUCUUCUCGCUGCUGCACAAGGUCUCGCCUGUGGCCUACAAGCACCUGAGCAAGCAGAAAAUCGACCCCAUCCUCUACAUGACGGAGUGGUUCAUGUGCGCCUUCUCCCGCACUCUGCCCUGGAGCUCUGUCCUGCGCGUCUGGGACAUGUUCUUCUGUGAAGGGGUGAAGAUCAUCUUCCGGGUGGGCCUCGUGCUGCUCAAACACACCCUGGGCUCCUCGGACAAGCUCAAGUCCUGCCAGGGCCAGUAUGAGACCAUGGAGAGGCUGAGGGCCCUCAGCCCCAAGAUCAUGCAGGAGACCUUCCUGGUGCAGGAGGUCAUCGAGCUG